CCCACUCCAAUUUUCAAUUAUCAGUCACCACCGACCGACAUUGAUGGAUACAACGUCGAUCUCCUUCUCCUCAUUUGAACUCCAAAAACCCACCCAUAUCUCCGAUUACCUUCCCCAAAACCUCCCCACUUUCAACAACCCUCUCCUUCAAAGCACCUUCUUCCACCCAACUCAAGGUUUCUUCGUCUCCCCCACCGACAUAAUCCUCCGACAGAUUGCCUACGACCUCUCCUCCGACAACACAGACGUCGACUCCUCCCACCACCAUGCCUACCACCGCGCUGGCCCACGCAAACAGAUCUCUUUCGACCCGUCCGAGGUUAGAGCAGCGAUCGUCACUUGCGGCGGCCUUUGUCCUGGUAUGAAUACCGUUAUUAGGGAACUUGUUGUUGGUCUGUGGGAGCUUUAUGGUGUGAGAGAGAUCUAUGGAGUGAAAGCUGGUUAUAGAGGGUUCUAUUCCGCGGAUUGCCAUGUUCAGUUGAAUCCCAAACUUGUUCAUAAUUGGCAUAAGAGAGGUGGAACUGUGCUUGAGACUUCUAGAGGUGGGUUUGAUCUUGACAGGAUUGUUAAUUCCAUUCAAGAUCGUGGAUUUAAUCAGGUUUACAUUAUAGGCGGCGAUGGAACAAUGCGAGGUGCUGUAAAGAUAUUCGAAGAAAUUCGCCGUAAGAAACUAAAAGUAGCCAUAAUCGGAAUUCCCAAAACCGUUGACAACGAUGUCGGUAUCAUCGACCGUUCAUUCGGGUUCCAAACCGCAGUAGAAAUGGCCCAACAGGCGAUCAGCGCCGCCCACGUAGAAGCAGAAAGUGGCGUAAACGGGAUCGGUUUGGUAAAGCUAAUGGGUCGAAGUUGCGGCCACAUAGUCCUUCACGCCGCAUUAAGCAGUCGAGACGUCGAUUGUUGUUUGAUCCCUGAAAAUGAAUUCUACUUGGAAGGAAAAGGAGGACUUUUCGAGUUUAUCGAAACUCGUUUGAGUUCAAACGGGCACGUUGUUCUUGUGGUGGCUGAGGGUGCUGGACAGAGUAUGAUUCCUAGGACUGAUGAGGAGAAAUUGGAAAGAGAUGAAUCUGGGAACAUGGUGUUCUUGGAUGUUGGAUUGUGGUUGAAGAAGGAGAUUAAGAAAUGGUGGGAGAAAGAUCAUGGUGGUGAAUUGUUGACUGUGAAAUAUAUUGAUCCGACUUAUAUGAUAAGGGCUGUUCCUGCAAAUGCGACUGAUAAUUUGUAUUGUACUUUGUUGGCACAUUCGGCUAUUCAUGGGGGUAUGGCUGGAUUUACUGGUGUUGUUGCUGGUCUUGUUAAUGGGAAUUAUGCUUAUAUUCCGGUUGAUCAGGUGGCUAAAGCGAAGAAUCCGGUUAAUACUAGAGAUAAUAAGUGGGCAUGGGUAAGAUCUGUUACCAAUCAGCCUGAUUUUGGUAUGGAAUGAAUUUGAAGAUCAUGAUGAUGAAAGACUUUUUAAUUUUGGAGAUUUAAGGGGGGAAGGCAACAUGGGUAUUUUAUGGUCUUUCUUUAUGUUUUUCUUUUUGCAAAGAAUAUGGAAAUUAUGGAGUAACA
This is a messenger RNA of Impatiens glandulifera, 1548 nucleotides long. Its product is annotated as ATP-dependent 6-phosphofructokinase 2. The coding region runs from base 44 to 1420 and encodes 458 amino acids. NCBI's taxonomy places the organism in Eukaryota, Viridiplantae, Streptophyta, Magnoliopsida, Ericales, Balsaminaceae. The transcript has 2 exons. Gene Ontology annotation, biological process: fructose 6-phosphate metabolic process; glycolytic process. Gene Ontology annotation, molecular function: ATP binding; 6-phosphofructokinase activity. The record is from RefSeq and is a predicted model, not a curated record. Gene Ontology annotation, cellular component: cytoplasm.